Molecule: messenger RNA, 3349 nt
Organism: Psylliodes chrysocephalus
Lineage: Eukaryota; Metazoa; Arthropoda; Insecta; Coleoptera; Chrysomelidae
Source: the annotation of a GenBank genome assembly
AGAACGGUUCUGCUACGUGAGCACGUGAGCAAUCUAUAUUAUUUUACACAUCAUUGCUCGCUAGUAAGAAAAUGACAACUGAUUAGUUUGAUUUGAAUAUUGAAGAGUAUGACGUGAUACGUGAGUUGCCUAUGCAGCUGUAUAUUUGUCAAACAUUAAUUUUUCAAUGUACUUUUUAUUAAUUUUUUUUAAGUGAAUGAUUUCAUUUAUAUCCUUUAAAUAAAUAAAGUCAAGAUGCUGUCGUCGCCAUCCAAUAACAUGACAAAUAAUAGUUCGUAUUCAAAUGACAGGGGUUCCAGUUUCGAGGCGGAAUAUGCUGUCGAUCCUGCUUCAGGGGGCUUUUUUAAUGCUGAUUUUAAAAAGCAUGAUGAUCUUAAGGAAAUGCUGGAUUCUAAUAAAGAUAGCCUAAAGUUAGAAGCAAUGAAAAGAAUUAUUGGAAUGGUAGCAAAAGGACGUGAUGCUUCGAUGUUAUUCCCAGCAGUAGUAAAGAAUGUAGUAUCCAAAAAUAUUGAGGUUAAGAAAUUAGUUUACGUUUAUUUAGAAAGAUAUGCAGAAGAACAACAAGAUUUAGCUUUGUUAUCUAUAUCAACAUUUCAAAGAGCCUUAAAAGAACCCAACCAGUUAAUAAGAGCAGGUGCAUUACGAGUAUUAUCCAGUAUAAGAGUUAAAGUUAUCAGUCCCAUUGUAAUGUUAGCCAUUAAAGAUGCAUCAGCUGAUAUGUCUCCUUACGUUCGUAAAACAGCUGCUCAUGCUAUCCCAAAAUUAAAUGGAUUAGACCCUGAUAUGAAACCAGAAUUAAUAACUAUAAUCCAGAAGCUGUUGGCAGACAAAACAGUGCUAGUAAUAGGAUCAGCAGUGAUGGCUUUUACUGAAGUAUGCCCAGAAAGAGUAGAUUUGAUCCAUCAAGUUUUCAGGAAACUAUGUGCCUUGCUGGUAGAUGUAGAUGAGUGGGGUCAAGUUACCAUUGUAAAUAUGUUAACCAGAUAUGCUAGAAGUCAAUUUAUUGACCCAAACAUCCAUGAAAAUGUUGAACCUAAUGGUGAGUUUUAUGACUCUAACUCUGAUGCUUCUGAGAAACAUAUUCCUAGUUUGGAUCCAGAUCAUAGGUUGCUACUAAGAUCUACUAGACCAUUAUUACAAUCUAGAAAUGCAGCUGUUGUCAUGUCUGUUGCACAGUUAUAUCACCAUGCUUCUCCCAGAAGUGAAAGUGUGCUCGCAGCGAAAUCCUUAGUGAGAAUCUCAGAUCCGACUAAUGUCAAAUUGCUUAAAUUAGAAAUUUUAACUAAUAUCACAAAUGUUUCGAACGUUUCUAUUAUAUUAAGAGAACUCCAGACUUAUAUUUCCAAUAGUGAUAAGAAUUUUGUUGCCGCCACUAUUCAAGCUAUAGGAAGAUGUGCCUGUUCAAUUUCAGAAGUCACUGACGCGUGCCUUAAUGGUUUGGUUUCUUUAUUAUCCAAUCGGGAUGAAGCUGUAGUAGCAGAAAGUGUAGUAGUAAUUAAAAAACUUCUCCAGACACAGGCAGCUGAGCCAAAAGAAAUUAUCACUCACAUGGCGCGAUUAUUAGAUACUAUAACAGUUGCACAAGCUAGAGCUGCUAUACUAUGGUUGUUAGGUGAACAUUCCCAAAAAGUUCCCCAAGUUGCGCCAGAUGUUCUCAGAAAAUUAGCCAAAACUUUCCCAGAUGAGGAUGAUAUUGUUAAAUUACAAGUGAUGAAUCUGGCAAUCAAGUUGUAUAUUACCAAUCCUGAGCAAACGUCUUUGUUAUGUCAAUAUAUUUGUAACCUUGCCAAAUAUGAUCAAAAUUAUGAUAUAAGAGAUAAGGCGAGAUUUUUUAAACAAUUUGUACCUAGUCAAGAGGGAAAAAUCAAAUCACAAGCCAGAAGAAUAUUUUUAGCUCCCAAACCAGCUCCUGUUUUAAAAUUGCAAUUUACAGAUAUUGAAGAGUUGCAGUUAGGUUCUUUAUCUCAUUAUAUCAAACAGCGGGCCAAUGGCUAUGAAGAUUUGCCUCCAUUCCCUGCUAAUCCUCCUCCAGGUGAUGUUAGAAAUGUUGAACCAAUUAUUGAAGAGACAAAUUCUAAAGCCCACAAAAAUGCUAUUAAGAAGAAAAAAGAAUUUACAUGGGAGUCUGAGAAUAGUUCAGGGGCUUCUACUAGUGCAUACGGUUCGAGUACAAGCUCCUCUAGUGAAAGUGAAGAAGAAGGAGAGGAGGAAGAAUCGAGUGAAGAAGAGUCAUCGUCAUCAGAAGAAGAGGAAUCAUCAAAGAAAGCCUCUGGAAGAUCAUUUUCUGAAGAAUCAGUGUCUUCUAGUGAAGAAUCAACUUCUGAGGAGAAGCCCCCUGUUGUUAAAAAUUCUUCAAAUGCAGCACAAAACUCUGGCGACAUUCCAUCCGUUAAUGACAGUAAUUCUGUAAGCAAUAAAAAAUCUAAUUUGGACUUAUUGUUAGACUUGGACGAUAUUGACAAUCCUGCCCCUGUUAUGACACCAUCGUUAGGGGGAUUUUUUACUCCUUCUACGCCUCAGGAACAACCUGCGACCAUACAAGUUGUACCGGCUAUUUACGUGAAUACCAAAUCAUCGGAAUUGCUGAAUAGGAUGAGCGGAAAAGGGCUAUCUGCGACCUUCAGGUUUACCAGGUGUCCGCAUCUUUAUAGCCCCAGUAUGACUAACAUUAAUUUGUUAUUUACUAAUAAUUAUGGUGACGAUAUAGAUGAUAUUAGGAUAGGAAAAAAGAAUUUGGCCUUUGGGAUGAACAUGCACGAUUUUGCUUGUAUAUCAAAACUGCCACCGAAUUGUUCGCUUCCUGCAACACUUGGUAUAGAUUUUAAUGAUACUACACAACCAGCAAAUUUCGAAAUAGUGUCUUCCUUAGGUAAAGUAAAUGUUUCGUUAAAACCUAAUAUUGGCGAGUUAAUAAGGCCUGUAGUAAUGAGUUCUGCCCUUUUUAUUCAACAUCAAAAUAAACUACGUGGUAUGACUGAGCAUUCAAUGCCUAUAACGAAACACGUCUCUGAUAUAGAGGAUAAAAUUAAGGAACUUACUAAUUUAGGACCAUGUGAUCGAUCAGAUCCAAAUUGUUUUAGGUUUGGUGGUCAAUCUCUAACAUCUUCCAGUUUAAUAUUAGUAUCAAUAGAAGUAAACGACACUACGAUAUUAACGGUUAAUUGCGAAAACAUUGUGUUCGGCUCUGUGUUACUGAACGAAUUGGUGUCCAAACUUUCUUCAUAACUCAAUUAUUUUUAAUUAUAUCGAUAUUUAUUUCCUAUCCUAUUUUAUAUAUUACAAGUUAAAAAUAUUUAUGUUUAUUAGUCUUUAUAUUUCUGCAGUCAAUAAAUUUUAUAUAUACGUUGAA